AUGGCGCACCAAGCAGACGCAAAGUCCAUGCUGGAUAGUCGAGGACUAUACACCGGCGCCACCGUCCACGGCGUCAACCCCCUCCUCCUCGUCGAGAAGAUCAUCCGCGAACGCAUCUUCGAGAGCCUCUACUGGAAAGAGCAAGCCUUCGGUCUCAACGCCGCAACGCUCCUCGACCGCGCCGUAGAACUCACAUACAUCGGCGGCCAAUACUCAAACCAGAAGCCCACGCCGUUCCUCUGCCUCGCGUUCAAGCUGCUGCAGCUGCACCCGGAGCGCGAGAUCGUGCUGGCGUAUCUGCACGACGACGAGUUCAAGUACUUGCGCGCGCUCGCGGCGUUCUAUAUCCGGUUGACGUGGAACGCCGUGGAUAUCUUCAAGACGCUGGAGCCGCUGAUGACGGAUUAUCGGAAGCUGAGGGUGAGGGGGAUGGGCGGGUGGAGGCUGACGCAUAUGGAUGAGUUUAUUGAUGAUCUGUUGACGAAGGAGCGGGUGUGUGAUAUUGCGCUGCCGCAUAUUAAGACGAGGGCGAUGCUGGAGGAUGCGGAUGAGUUGGAGCCGAGGGAUAGUGCGCUGGGGAGCGAGAUUGAGAGUGAAGGGGAGGAAGAAGAUGGUGAGGAGAAGGAGGAUGGUGAGGAGAAGGAGGAUGGUGAGGAGAAGGAGGAUGAGAAGGAGGAGAAGGAGGAUGGUGGGAAGGAGAAAGAGAAAGAGGCGCCUAAUAAAGAGGAGCCUGUGGAUGAGAAGGCAGUGAAAGUGAAAACUGAGGAUGAUGAAACAAUGGAGACGGCUGAAGACUAG
Morchella sextelata is the source of this 798-nucleotide messenger RNA. RefSeq lists its product as uncharacterized. Lineage: Eukaryota; Fungi; Ascomycota; Pezizomycetes; Pezizales; Morchellaceae. The transcript is spliced from 2 exons. Gene Ontology annotation, cellular component: precatalytic spliceosome. Bases 1 to 798 code for a protein of 265 amino acids. The record is from RefSeq and is a predicted model, not a curated record.